Arvicola amphibius (Eurasian water vole) is the source of this 3324-nucleotide messenger RNA. Its product is annotated as fibronectin type III domain containing protein 3C1-like. Gene Ontology annotation, molecular function: protein binding. The record is from RefSeq and is a predicted model, not a curated record. Lineage: Eukaryota; Metazoa; Chordata; Mammalia; Rodentia; Cricetidae.
AUGCAGUUGAGGCAUGUCAAGCUGGAGUCUUUUGGUGAGGAACCAGAAGGGCUCCUAAAAUUCAAGCUCUGGUUGAAUUUCUGCCUAUGUGAUGAGGUGAGGCAAGGGCUUUUCUACUGGGUGAAAUGCAGUUCCCCUGUUGAAGAAAGUCAAGCGGCUAUGGGACAGGAAAGCUCAAGCAGCCAGCAGGGACAGGUGAACACAGUAUCAAUCAACAUCAGGAGGACAGGGAGCAUGAAAAGGUUGGGAGAGACACACAACGCUGGAGACCUGCAGCAGGAAGUAGUCUCUGAGACUUCAGACUCCAAGAAGGACUCUCUCAGUCUUAGGAAUUGGUAUGGAGUCCACUAUAUGUCUACCAUGUCUUGCAGCAGAAUGUUGUGGGAAGAGGGGAAUAUUUGGGAGUACAAAGAGAGAAUAUGGACACAAGAAAGGAUAGAGAAGACAGAAGAGGAACAGAGUACCCUUGAAGAACUUUUCCCAAUUGCUAGGAGACAUCACCAAAUCUCCAUGGAAAACAAUCUAGGAGUUUGUGGGCAUUGGGAUAUUCACAAAGAGAGGACCCAGGUUUAUUUCCUAGCAGCCCUCAAAGCAUCCCACAACCAUUGUACCUCAGAUUCCAGUGGAUCCAGGCAUCCCAUGGAUCCAGUGGAUCUGUUCUGUGCAGGACUGGAUGACAUACUACUGACAGCUGCAACUGGUAAUUUGCCACCAAUAUGCCGUCCUCCUGGUUACACAUCGCAGGUGGAGGAAGAAAUUGUUCCUCAGACAUUUGACUACCACAUGCCCCUGACUGCUCCUGCGAAGCAGGUCUCACCCUUCAUAGCACCGCCACUGCUAACUUUCCCUCAGGCCUCUCAGCUUAUGUAUCCCCCAGUUCAUGGGGAAUUCCCAAUACCUUACUUCCAAGAAGCUGCUCCACAGCAGAUGCCACCACCUCCGGCACUACCACCAUUACCGCUGCGACCACCACCAGCAACAUUUAUAUACCAGGAGCAUCAUGAAAACAAUACAGACUACAGACCACAACCCUGCUGUUCCAACCUUGAAAAGCCUGUGGUUUCUAAUAUUCAAACAAGAUCUGCUACUGUUUCAUGGACUCUGACCUGUACUGAAAAAUGUGAUCAUAUUAAUUCUCCUGUGACAUUUGAAUUGGCACUGUCUACCAAUGGUAGAAAUGAAAUAUACAAAAGUAUUUAUAAUGGUAAUGAGAGUACUGUGGACCUACAUGAUCUCCAGCCCUGCACAGUCUACUUUUUAAGAGUUGCAGCUAUAAGAGGCACAGAGCACAGAAAUGUGUCUGAAGUGGUUAGUUUCACAACACGUGGCUGUGAACCGGACCCUCCACAUGCACCCAAACUAAUUAGUAGAACCAAAGCCAGCCUGAAUCUGCAGUGGAAAGCUUCCAAAAAUAAUGGAUCCAAAAUAAGCAGCUUUCUUUUGCAAUGGGAUGAGGGUAAAGGUGAAGAAUUCAAAAGCUGCUAUAGUGGUCCCAUGAAACAGCACGAGAUCUUUAAUCUGACUGCUUAUAUGAAGUAUGUAUUCAGAUUAGCUGCCAAAAAUCACUUCGGUUUCAGUAAUUUCAGUGAAAUAGCCGUCUUCUACACAUCAGGAAAUACACCUCCGGCACCGCUGCCACCUAAGUUGAAAGAAGCAGGAGUCUAUAGUUUGUGGCUGGAAUGGUGUGCCCCAACAAACCCAAACCCAAAUGACACUCUUACUUACGUACUCGAGAUGGAGGAACCAAGAUCUAGAUUGGGUUUUAAACCUAAAUACAAUGGAGAAGAUCUCUCCUGCAUUGUAAAACAUCUUCAAAGAAAUACUACAUACAAAUUUCGGAUUUUUGCCUGCAAUCGGGAAGGUAGAAGUAACCCCAGUGAAGAAAUAAAAUAUUCUACUUGUCCAGCCAAGCCUGGAUAUCCAAAGAAACCAUAUGUAGUGGGAGCAAUCCAUGCACACCAAGUAAAAAUUGCCUGGGACUCCUUCAGUGACAAUGGUGGAAUAUACAUUUCACGUUACAGUUUAGAAGUCAGUAAAAAUUCAGACAGUGCAAAUCUCUGGAAGAUAAUCUACAAUGGCACUCGCCAGGAAUUUCUGUACGAUGGCCUCCUGCCAGGCACCACAUAUAAACUGAGAGUCUUUUGCACUUCACCUGUAGGCCAAAGCCAGCCUUCUGAUGUACUGACAAUUCAGACACCCACUACACCUCCUGUGUUUUGUCGCUCACUGCUGUUAAACAGUAAAACCAAGUGCAAGGACACAAACCUUCUCCUUGACAAUCAUUCCAUUAAUGGAAACUUGGAAACAGUUGUGCGUGGCAAAAGAGCAAAAGGUCCCCGGAAUGACAGAAAGGAGUAUCCAGGCUCUGUAAAGAAAUGUACACUUGGAUCUCCUUCAAUGAAGUGUGAAACUGUACCAGCCCGGCACCCUCCUUCUCGUUGGGGUACACCUGUGCUAACCUGCAAGGGUCCAACCUGUGUUGUUGUCAGUUGGGAGAUUCCUAAAUGCAAUGGUGCUGAAAUCACUGCUUACAGACUGCAGUGGGGACAAGAUGAAGAUUCCAUGCACUUGAUUUACACUGGCCCUUGUUUGCGGUAUGAAGUCAAAGGCCUUAUUCCAGCAACCACGUACUUUUGCAGAGUCCAGGCUGUCAAUAUAGUUGGGGUUGGAAUGUUUGGAGGAACUGAAAAAGUAAACCCACCCGGAACUGUACCCGCCAUAGUUCCAAUGUUACAAGACGUUGAAGACAAAGUUCCUACCAAGCUGGCUUCAUCUUGCAUAGCUAUCCAAUGGAAGGAGCCAGACUGCCAUGGCUCUCCAAUCACUGGAUAUAACAUCAAAUAUGGAGAUAGAAAAAUCUUGACUGUUGAUAGAGUAACAGAGUAUGUUCUGAAAAAUCUACAGCCUAAUACUACAUAUAGAAUCAGAAUUCAAGCUAUUAAUCAUUAUGGACUAAGCCCUUUUAGCCCAUCAAUAAGAAGCAAAACCAAACCAAUACUACAGAAGCCUCCACAGCUUGAUUGUGUGGCCCAAGGACACCAGAGUCUCAGACUCAAAUGGGUAAAUGUAACACAGAAACAAUCACAUGCCAACUUUAUAAUCUACAACUUAUUAAUGGAAGACCGAUCUGGCAGAUUUUCUGUUAUUUACCAUGGGCCUGAUCUGACUCACAAAGUGCAGAAAUUGAGUGAAUAUACACAAUACAGAUUUAAAAUCCAGGCAUGUAAUAAAGUUGGUGAGGGACCACAGUCUGAUGUCUACACUUUCACGACAACAAAAACCCCACCUGGUGCUCUUAAAGGGUCACCUGGCCCAUUGGGUUAA